Rhineura floridana is the source of this 1303-nucleotide messenger RNA. RefSeq names its product growth hormone releasing hormone receptor (gene GHRHR). Gene Ontology annotation, cellular component: plasma membrane. Gene Ontology annotation, biological process: positive regulation of cell population proliferation; cell surface receptor signaling pathway; adenylate cyclase-activating G protein-coupled receptor signaling pathway. Lineage: Eukaryota; Metazoa; Chordata; Lepidosauria; Squamata; Rhineuridae. The coding region runs from base 1 to 1275 and encodes 424 amino acids. The record is from RefSeq and is a predicted model, not a curated record. Gene Ontology annotation, molecular function: G protein-coupled peptide receptor activity; growth hormone-releasing hormone receptor activity; growth factor binding. The transcript has 13 exons.
AUGAAUUCAGGAAAUCUAUGGAACUAUCGUGUCGUCUUCUUGUUGACCCUGCCAUCUCUUGGUCUUGUACUGUCUCGUGCAGAAUGCGAUGCUAUGACGGAGUGGAAGAAAAAUGAGAGCGAUUGCCUCAGAGAGAUCCACCAGCACGUGAACGAAACAGCAGGUUGCAAGAGAAUAUGGGACCAACUGCUCUGCUGGCCAGAUACAAAUGCUGGACAAACACUCACCUUUACCUGCCCGGCUAUUCUCCUCCACUUCACAAAGCAGCCAGGCUCGGUGAAAAGAAGGUGUACAGCACAGGGCUGGUCUGACCCAUUUCCACCCUAUUCGACAGCAUGCCCAGUGGAAGAUGAGGUUAUUCUUGAUGAACACUCCUACCUGUCAACCAUCAAAAUCAUCUACACCGUGGGCUACAGCAUUUCAACCACCUCUCUUGCCAUGGCAAUCAUGGUCCUCAUGGCAUUCAGGAGGCUCCGUUGCCCUAGAAACUAUAUCCAUGUCCAUCUCUUUUUCACCUUCAUCCUGAAGACCAUUGCCAUCUUCGUCAAGGACGAGGUUCUUUUCCAUACAGAAGACAUUGAUUAUUGCAGCUUUUCUACGACCGAGUGCAAGAUCUCAGUGGUUUUCUGUCACUUUUUCACAAUGACCAACUUCAUGUGGCUGCUGGUGGAGGCACUCUACAUCAAUUGCCUGCUGCUGUCAUCCUUCCCCCACGGAAGGAGAUAUUACUGGUGGCUUGUGCUGUUUGGAUGGGGUGUGCCAGUGUUUUUUACUGUACUGUGGAUAUUAGUCAAGGUGCAUUUUGAAGAUAUUUUGUGCUGGGAUGCGAACCAAGGUUCUCCUUACUGGUGGCUAAUCAAAGGACCCAUUAUCCUUUCGGUUGGGGUAUGUUUCAUUUUUUUUAUCAACAUCAUCAGAAUCUUGCUGAAAAAACUGGAUCCAAGACAAAUCAAUUUCAACAACUCAUCUCAGUACAGACGUCUCUGUAAGUCAACUCUGCUUCUCAUCCCACUGUUUGGAACACAUUACAUCAUCUUCAACUUUCUUCCUGGAUAUGUCAGUGUGGGAGUCCGUCUCUACUUGGAACUCUGCAUUGGAUCAUUCCAGGGCUUCAUUGUAGCUGUUUUGUACUGUUUCCUAAAUCAAGAGGUACAAGCGGAAAUUUGUCGGAAAUGGCGUGGCAACAGCUAUGGCUUUAUGCCUAUGUGGAGGAAGAGGACAAGAUGGACCAUGCCUUCAGGUUCGGGUGUUAAAAUGACAACCUCUGUGUGUUAGGGAUGACCAAUAAGGUGAAAGACUGAAA